Messenger RNA from Salmo salar (Atlantic salmon), 1365 nucleotides. Its product is annotated as guanine nucleotide-binding protein G(I)/G(S)/G(T) subunit beta-3-like. Gene Ontology annotation, molecular function: protein binding. Gene Ontology annotation, biological process: signal transduction. The record is from RefSeq and is a predicted model, not a curated record. Lineage: Eukaryota; Metazoa; Chordata; Actinopteri; Salmoniformes; Salmonidae.
AUCCCUUCAUCCCUGAUCUCCUUCAUCCCCUUCAAUCCUCAUCUGUUCCUCACAGGAGGACGGGAGAGAGAAAGGGAGAGUUUUCACAGGUUGUCUGCAGCCAGUCUGUGGGUGAAAGCGUAAGAGGAAAGAGAGAGAGAGAUAAGGGUAGCAGGGCUGACUUGAGUAUUGUGGAACAUAAAAAGCUGCUCCAAAGGGCUACUGAGGCAGAAAAGCCCAAAAAGAGGAAGGACCACGUUUUGUUUGGAAAGUCUGCUAUUUUUUUUCUCCAGCGGUAACAGCCCCUAUCAACCGUUGCCAUGGGUGAAAUGGACACGUUGAAAAAGGAGGCCGAUGGUCUGAGGGCGCAGAUUGAAGCAGCCCGCAAGGCGGUUAAUGACACCACCAUGGCCACUCUAGCAUCUGGUGUGGCGGCUGCACCUCGUGUUCAGCUGAAAAACAGAAAGACAUUGAAGGGCCACUUGGCCAAAAUCUACGGCUUGCACUGGUCCGCGGAUAACAGGCACAUGGUCAGUGCCUCACAGGAUGGCAAGCUUCUUAUUUGGGACACCUACACUGGCAACAAGGUAUAUGCCGUCCCCCUCAAGUCCUCCUGGGUAAUGAGUUGCUCCAUGGCCCCUUCUGGCAAUCUGGUGGCUAGUGGAGGUCUGGAUAACAUGUGCACCAUCGUCAACAUCAAGGCUGCCAGCCCAAAGACCCUCAGGGAGCUGGACGCACAUGAAGGCUACCUUUCUCACAGCCGCUUCCUGAGCGACAGUGAGAUCCUCACUGCAUCCGGUGACACCACUUGUUGCCUGUGGGAUCUGGAGACUGGCAAGCAGAAGGUGGUCUACACGAGCCACGUGGGUGACUGUAUGUGCCUGGCCGUGUCUCCAGACCAGAACACUUUCAUCUCAGGGGCGUGUGACUCCAGCGCCAAGCUGUGGGACGUAAGAGAUGGUGGCUGCAAGCAGACCUUCAUCGGCCACACGAGUGACAUUAACGCCAUUGCGUUCUACCCUAGUGGCACUGCAGUUAUCACAGGUUCCGAUGACUGCACCCUCAAGAUGUACGACCUCCGUGCUGACCAAGAGGUCAAUGGCUACCAGGACGCUGCGUUGAAUGCUGGCGUCACGUCAGUCUCCCUCUCCAGCUCAGGACGCCUCAUCUUCGCCGGCUACGACAACUUCAACUGCAACAUCUGGGAUUCUCUGAAAGCUGAGAAAGUUGGUGUUCUGUCUGGCCAUGACAACAGAGUGAGCUGCAUUGGGGUGCCAGAUGAUGGAUUGGGUAUCUGCACAGGAUCCUGGGAUAGCUUCCUAAAGAUUUGGAACUGAGCUGGUCCUCCAGAGGUGACAUUGGGAAAGAGAGAGGGGGACACAGGGA